AGGGACUUGGCUCAAAUGAAGCUGAAACAGCGCUACGCGUACCAAUUUGCAGUAUAUCAUCCUGCAGUUGUCUCACAAUUCAACCGGUCCCUUUUUCCAGAGUGGCCGUUGGCUUUUGUGGCCGUUGCCAUGGCGAAACACCUUACCCGAGGAGCCAGUGACAUUUUUGCAUCCGUAGUCUACGACGAGAAAGUCAAGGACACCUUGGUUGGUGUCUACAUCGUUCCAUUCCUCUACUUCAGAGAAGUGUUGGAUCUGGAGCUGGUAAGGCAAAGGCUCCUUGAGAAGUUGAUGCCCAUUGCCCGGUUCCGCAGCAGGGUUGAGAGCGUGCCUGGGCCGCUGGGUUGUAAUUCUGUCUACGUGGAAUUGGAUCGCAAGACGAUGGAGGCAUCCCUGAGCGAGUUGGUAUCGGCUCCAGCGGGAUUGACCACCGAAGCGGACCUAAAUCGCUUCGUGUCCGGCCUGUAUGGCCAAACCUGGGAUCCCGCGCUCCCACUGUGGAGGGCCUAUGUCAUCAACCACCUGGAGGAUGGAAGGAGCCUGUUGAUGAUGAAGAUCGACCACGCCAUGGCAGAUGGGGUGGCCCUCUUGGAUGUGCUCUAUCACAUCAUCGACUCAUAUGAUGGUCCAGUCAUAGAGAUGAAAUCUGCGCGAAGCCCAUCGGCUGACUCUGGGUGCUUUGACUGUGAUAGCUGCUUGUUGCACCUCCAGGGCUGGUGGCGCGCCAUCUGGAAGCCUUUCAUCGGAGAGCUUCUGCCGGGGGAUCCCCCGAAUCGCUUGAAGUUCAAAGAUGCCAAAGUGGCUGGGAGGACCAAGGCUGUGGCGUCCACCCCGGGGAUUGACUUGGAGGAGAUCAAGGCUAUCAAGUCCAAGAUCCGAGGAGCCACGGUGAAUGAUGUGCUGAUGACGCUGAUGUGUUUGACCUUGAGGAAGUACUUCCAGAGAUACGAACCUUCCACCUUGAAGCAGUCAGUGACUGCCACAAUCCCCGUCAGUGUGCGAAGAGAGGGAGAGGAGGAUAUCUUCAAUCCAAUGUUCUUCGGCAACAACUUUUCACAGGCUCAGAUCAGUUUCCCCCUGGAGGUGGAAGAUCCCAUGGAGGCCUUCCGGCGUGUGAAGUCUCAGAUUGACGUCAUCAAGGUGUCUCCGGAGCCCCACCUUCGCCUCGGCUUGAUCUCGUGCCUAACUUCCUGUGCCGUUCCUCAAAGUUUGCUGGCGUCGGCGAUGAUGGACCAGUUCGGUCGAGUCACCGCCACCUUGUCCAACGUCAUUGGCCCCUUGCGGGAGGUGCAAUUCCUAGGCCAGGCCGUGGAUGACUUGUCCUUCUACGCCAUGGUUCCCUUGGGGCUCUACCUGGGGGUGGUGCAGUACAAGGGUCGCAUCAAGGUGGGCAUCUGUUGCGACGGCGAGUUGGAGCCGGAGCCUACGCGCCUGGCCGAGUGCUGGGAGGAAGCCUUGCAGAGCCUCAAGGCCGCGGCUGGCAGAUGACAAAAGUCGGCCGCCACUUUUUGCCGCGGCCUGCGCCUGUUUUCUCCUUUUAAAAUAGCGGGGCCCCAGAUGAAACCAUCGAAAGCCGCAAGUGGAUGGGUUGCCCCGCUGACGAGUUCAGGUUUAAGUUGGAACCAUU
This is a messenger RNA of Effrenium voratum, 1627 nucleotides long. The record is from the annotation of a GenBank genome assembly. NCBI's taxonomy places the organism in Eukaryota, Dinophyceae, Suessiales, Symbiodiniaceae.